Messenger RNA from Penicillium canariense, 585 nucleotides. RefSeq names its product cupin domain-containing protein. The record is from RefSeq and is a predicted model, not a curated record. The transcript has a single exon. The coding region runs from base 1 to 585 and encodes 194 amino acids. Lineage: Eukaryota; Fungi; Ascomycota; Eurotiomycetes; Eurotiales; Aspergillaceae.
AUGUCGGACGAUACACCUAAGAACCUCCGCCCACUCAACCGGUACAUCACCACCCAUAAUCCAGACGGCAAAGCCAUAUUCUCCAAUGCGCUGUCAGAGGAAAUGCCCAUCCAGCGCAUGAAAGAUGGCGCAGACUUCAGUCUCGCGUAUACCUCCAACCACUUCCCCGCCCAGCUGAACGACGACACCGACAUCAAGGACUACACGGGCUACCUCUCCAAUCCCCCGGGCAUUACGAUUUCGAGUGGAAAUGUGUGUCGCAUCGUGGAUAUCCAGCCCGGCGCGAUGAGUCCGAUGCACCGCACCGUGUCGCUGGAUUAUGGGGUCGUGCUCGAGGGCGAAGUUGAACUUGUGCUGGACUCGGGAGAAACGAGGGUUCUGAAGCGGGGAGAUGUUGCUGUUCAGCGCGGCACCAACCAUGCCUGGCGCAAUGUGACGCCGGAUACCGUCGACCCGGUUACCAAGGAGAGGACGCCGCAGUGGGCGCGCAUGCUGUAUGUGCUUGCGCCGGCGCAGCCUAUGGAGAUUGGAGGGAAGAGUUUGGGCGAGGUUGUGGAUGGCAUUGGGGUUCGAGCUAGCACCUGA